Molecule: messenger RNA, 2695 nt
Organism: Neoarius graeffei (lesser salmon catfish)
Lineage: Eukaryota; Metazoa; Chordata; Actinopteri; Siluriformes; Ariidae
Exons: 2
Coding region: 180-1769 (529 amino acids)
Source: RefSeq, a predicted model, not a curated record
AGGCAGCGACAGCCCUUAGACACGCAGUCUCUGUUUUCUCUCUCCCUCUCUCUCUGUGCUCUACACAGAUUUGACCUGUGUGCAGCCCUGACCGACUGAGAAUCGGGUUGCUGCCUGCGGGAUGUUGUGAACAAAGAGGGGGAAAGAUCCGUUUGGGACCAAUCAUCCUCACUACAACCAUGACAGUCCUCAUCACGAGUUUCGGGACUACUCUACUGCUGCUCGGAGCAGGGUUACCCGCUCGAGCUUUCGGGACUACUCUACUGCUGCUCGGAGCAGGGUUACCCACUCGAGCUUUCGGGACCACUCUACUGCUGCUCGGAGCAGGGUUACCCGCUCGAGCUUUCGUGAUCACUCUACUGCUGCUUGGAGCAGGGUUACCUGCUCGAGCUUUCGUGAUCACUCUACUGCUGCUUGGAGCAGGGUUACCUGCUCGAGCUGGACCUCGAGACAACAUCUUCUGGCAAUUCGCUAACUGGGCUGCACGAACACACACAAAUGAAAGUUGUUAUGUAUGUCAUUUGAUGCCGUCUUCUACUAUUAUUACACGCCUACCUUUGCCGCUGUGCUCUGAAGCCUUAUAUUAUGCUUGGGGCCCGAAGGGCCAACCUUUUAAAUUUUGGGGCCCUUUCUGUAAUUACUCUCCGCACCCCUCUGUGGUAUCAAUGUUAAACCAGACUUCUUUAGUAUCUGGCACAGAUACCCCCGACAUUACAGUACAAGAUUCUAUCCUCACUACUCUACAGUUGGAUAUGCCUUCUAAUUUCACUUUUCCUCACUGUUUAAGAACAAAUUACUCUAAAAAAAGGAACGUGUAUUUGGGACACAUUCCUAAGUCUCAAUGUAAUCACAUAUAUGAUCAGAAUUCCGCAACCUCUCCAUGUCCUCGCUGGGUCCCAAAUUUAUGCCAAUGUAACCCUCCACUAACUAAUUGUACACACAACAGUAUCGGGUAUGUCAAUAAUACAUGUAGGGCUCAUCCUAAUUGUGUUCUACCACACCCUAGUAAUUAUCCUGGUGUUAAAUUAGCAUUAAACUGGUACUGGUACUGCGGUAAUAGAUCCAAUCUCUUUGUUUCUUUUCCCACCAAGUGGUCAGGCAUUUGUGCUCCCAUACGACUCAAGAACGCUAUCACUGCUAUCCAUCCCCUCUCUGCUCAUCACCCGAAACGAGAUGUCUAUCGUAAUUUCUCACCCCUGCAACAUCAGCUUACUUCUAGAUGGCACCGUUUUUGGACAUCAAUGUUUCCUCAUUUUGGCGUAGUUGAUCUAUGGAGGGAAGUAGAAAUAACACAUUAUCGCUUAGCCAGCUUUGUUAAUGAAACCAUUAGAGCUGUAGAUGGUAUUAGGACUGAAUUAACCGCCCUGCGUCUAAUGACUACUCAAAAUCGUAUGGCCCUUGAUAUUUUGUUAGCAGAAAAGGGGGGUGUUUGUGCUAUGGUCGGAGAAAGCUGUUGCACUUUUGUUCCUGCUAAUGAUAACCCAGAUGGCGAAAUAGGUGCAGCCGUACAUCAAAUGAAACAGAUCACUCAACAGCUAGAGCAUGACGAGCAUAGGGAUGCGGCAGGGUGGUUUUCUAGACUGUUUGGUAAUUGGACUGCUAUUCUUUCUAUGUGUAUCCCUGUAAUUGUAAUUUUUCUUUUGUUUAUUUUCCUGGGACCUUGUAUUUUGAAGUGCUUAAUGGAUAGAAUGUAUAAGAUGAUAAAUGUUCUUACCCGUAAACCCCCGCACAGGGAAAACAAUGUAUAUUAUCGUCCCGCUAGGGUGUAACACUAAUCUAAUUAAAAUCUAAUUUAAUACUAUAAUUAGUAUUAAAGGGGGGAAUUGUUAGAUUUAAAGCCAUGAUUUAAGUUAGUUUUAUAGCUACACGUGAUUUAGGAUUGUUAAGACUUUAUGAUUUAAUAUUUUAGAGCUUUUUAAGAUCCUUUAUUAUAACAGUGAUUUUAAACUAUCCCUGUGUAACCUGACCUUCCUCCAGUAGAGAAGACACACACUUCUUUGCUAAGACUAAACAUAGUAGAAUUGUCGUAAAAACAUCUCGCAUGCUUUGACGUGCAUAAAUGCUGAAAUUGCUGAAUCGCUGAUAUGAAUAUUAUUUUGCUUAUGAUUGAAGGUUUCAUUCACACACACAUAUUGUAAGGUUUUAUUCCUUUGUAAGGAUAAAUAAUUGUAAAUAUUUAUUCUUGACCAAGAAGGCAGUAAUUCUUAAUACUUAAUACUUAUUCUUAAUAUUGUAGUUAGAAUGCCAGCUAGAAGGCAUUGAAUUCUGUGUAACUUGUAAAUUACUGUGUGACCUUCCUCCAGUCACAGAGAAGUGCUAAACUACUUUGCUAGACUAGACAUAAACAUGUCUUUGUUUAAAAUGGUAAAUGCUGAUGUUAAGGACAUAUUCUUGUAAAUGUUGUUAAGGACAUAUUCUUGAUAUGGGAUGUUUUGCCUAUGAUUGUUUUACUACAUAUUAAUGAAAUUAAGAUGUAAUUUGCUGACUUAGCACAAGACUUAGCACACUUACAUGCGCACACACAUAACACACACACACACAUUUUCACCCUCUACACGCCAAGGUCACCCAAACACACAUACCCAUCCCUCUCUGAGGUCACACAUAAACACACACACACACACACACACACACACACACACACACACACACACACACAAACACAUUCGAUAGACAAUACAUAACACAGCUGCUG